This is a messenger RNA of Mus musculus (house mouse), 586 nucleotides long. It is a transcript of the gene Polr2j, whose product is annotated as polymerase (RNA) II (DNA directed) polypeptide J. The record is from RefSeq and is marked validated. Gene Ontology annotation, molecular function: DNA-directed RNA polymerase activity; protein dimerization activity; DNA binding. Gene Ontology annotation, biological process: transcription by RNA polymerase II; DNA-templated transcription. The coding region runs from base 63 to 416 and encodes 117 amino acids. Gene Ontology annotation, cellular component: RNA polymerase II, core complex; nucleus. NCBI's taxonomy places the organism in Eukaryota, Metazoa, Chordata, Mammalia, Rodentia, Muridae. The transcript has 4 exons.
GGGGCUCUGUUGGCGGAAGGAGACUGUGGGUUGGUGUCGGGGAGCGAGAGCGCGGCGCUAGGAUGAACGCUCCUCCGGCCUUCGAGUCGUUCUUGCUCUUCGAGGGCGAGAAGAAAAUCACCAUUAACAAGGACACUAAGGUUCCCAACGCCUGCUUGUUCACCAUCAACAAAGAAGACCACACUCUGGGGAACAUCAUUAAAUCGCAGCUGUUGAAGGACCCGCAGGUGCUGUUUGCUGGCUACAAAGUCCCUCACCCCUUGGAGCACAAGAUCAUCAUUCGUGUGCAGACCACCCCAGACUACAGUCCCCAGGAGGCUUUCACCAACGCCAUCACAGACCUCAUCAGCGAGCUCUCCCUUCUGGAGGAGCGAUUCCGGGUGGCCAUCAAGGACAAGCAAGAAGGAAUUGAGUAGCAGCUGAAAGAAGCGUUGCUUAGUGGCUGGAAGGCUGGCACAUACUCCUCAGGGCCCUUCAGUUUACCACAUGGCGACAGCCACUCUCAGCUCUCUAGCUGGGCACGGGGCUCUGCCCCAUUCUGUACAUAGACUGUUGUUUUCCUAAUAAAAGCAGAGCAGAAAAUGGG